Aphanomyces astaci is the source of this 1111-nucleotide messenger RNA. RefSeq lists its product as hypothetical. The transcript has a single exon. The record is from RefSeq and is a predicted model, not a curated record. NCBI's taxonomy places the organism in Eukaryota, Oomycota, Saprolegniomycetes, Saprolegniales, Verrucalvaceae. The coding region runs from base 125 to 1111 and encodes 328 amino acids.
GCGCCGUCGCGACGUUGGUGCAUGGGCUUGAAGGCAGUUGGCGGCCUUCCUGCUCACAAUUGUCCUCACGGCCUUGUCAUCCUCAUCAAUUGCGCCACCUGUGUCCUCGCCGCAGCCUCUGUCGAUGAACAUUCUGAUCGUGGAGGCGGAUGCUUGGUUUGAAGGCCAUCGCAGAGUCCGCGUGGCGAAAGGCGCAUCACUCGACGACAUCCACAGUGCGUUGUUCGAUCAACUACGUCUUUCAAGCAACGUCAUAUCGCCAAACCAAGCAACUCAUAUUGACAUGUCUAUCUCCAUGUUUAAUCCCUCGACCCAGUGUAUGGUGCCACUUCGUCACGGCGACCAAAUCCAGUCGCACACCCGAGUCUUCGUCGCACCAUCUCAAUCCACACCGCCGCCCGUAUUGGCCAUAGCGAGUCGUUCGUUCGGAUUGGCGUUUGAAAAGGGCGAGUUCCUCAUCCAUGGCACCCCGCUGUACAUCGGCGAAGUCGGCAACACUGGCAAGGGCACGGGAUUGACCAUUUGGGACGGAUCCGUAGUGCUUGCCAAGUACCUCGAACACGCUACCUCCUCGUUCGUUCAAAACGAAGACAGCGUUCGUGGCAAACGAGUUCUAGAACUGGGUGCUGGGACGGGUCUGGUGGGAUUGGCCGCCGCCGUGUGCGGCGCGUCGCACGUGACGCUCACAGACCUGGCCUACACAUUGGACAACCUGUCGGCAAAUGUGCGUGCGAAUGCUAGCUCGAUCGCCGCGACUUCGGUGGACGUGGCCGAGUUGGAUUGGUUCAAGGCGGCGCCUUUGUCCUUGACCGACAACGUCGACGUCGUCGUGGGGUCGGACAUCGUCUGGGUUGAAAGUCUCAUCGACGCAUUGGUUGCGACCAUCGCAAGUCUCUUGACAUGCGAUCAUGUAGCUGGCAGAAAGAAAUCCAUGUUGCUGGCCCAUCAGACGAGAAGCGCCGCGUCCGACACCCGUUUCUUCCGCCUCUUGGACGCGCACCACCUCGUCGUGACGAUGAUCCACCCGCCUGCAUCGAUCCUCCCACUUGACAAAGUGAUUCGGCUGUUUCGGAUUCAGCCCCCCCUCCCCCACGAACUCAUAACGUUAUAA